Messenger RNA from Episyrphus balteatus (marmalade hoverfly), 934 nucleotides. RefSeq names its product peroxiredoxin 1. The record is from RefSeq and is a predicted model, not a curated record. Gene Ontology annotation, biological process: response to oxidative stress; cell redox homeostasis; removal of superoxide radicals. Gene Ontology annotation, cellular component: cytosol. The transcript has 2 exons. NCBI's taxonomy places the organism in Eukaryota, Metazoa, Arthropoda, Insecta, Diptera, Syrphidae. Gene Ontology annotation, molecular function: thioredoxin peroxidase activity. The coding region runs from base 129 to 713 and encodes 194 amino acids.
UCCGUUAAUUUUCCUCUUUCAAAUUUUAUUCUGUUCGCGGCAUUCGAGAAGAGCGCACGUUCGAGUUGAGUUAAGAAAAUUUUAACCAAAAAAUUAAUUCCAGUUUUAAUUUAUCGCAUAUAAUCAAGAUGCCACAACUCCAGAAACCAGCCCCUGUAUUCUCCGGAACUGCCGUCGUCAAUGGCCAGUUCAAGGAGAUCUCUUUAAAAGAUUACAAGGGCAAGUACGUGGUCCUGUUCUUUUAUCCAUUGGACUUCACCUUUGUCUGCCCAACUGAGAUUAUUGCUUUCUCUGACCGCGCAAAGGAAUUCCGUAACAUUGGUUGUGAAGUAAUUGGUUGCUCGACAGACUCUCACUUCACCCAUUUGGCUUGGAUCAACACAUCGCGCAAACAGGGAGGUCUUGGUCAAUUGGACAUUCCACUGCUCGCUGACAAGUCAAUGAAGGUUGCACGUGAAUACGGUGUAUUAGACGAAGAAAGUGGUGUUCCAUUCCGUGGAUUGUUCAUCAUCGAUGGCAAGCAAAACUUGCGCCAAAUAACUGUAAAUGACUUGCCCGUUGGCCGCAGUGUGGAUGAGACUCUUCGUUUGGUGCAGGCCUUCCAAUUCACCGAUGAGCAUGGUGAAGUAUGCCCAGCCAACUGGAAGCCUGGCAGCAAGUCAAUGGUUGCUGAUCCAAAGAAGUCUCAGGAAUACUUCUCUGCUGUGAACUAAGAAGUUUUGGACGUAGAUCGUCUUUUUCAUUUCCUUAAAGUUCUCUUAUCACAUUUUUUGUUUCUUUUUUCUUUGUUUCUUUUUAUUUAUAAUGCACUUGGAAGAAAAAACAAAAAUAGUCUCCAAGACUUGUUUUUAUGAAGUGUUUAAAUGUUUUCUUUUUUUUAUAUAAACAAAUAAAAAUCGAUCCACAUAGCACACAAGUGGAUUUAAAACAUAAA